This is a messenger RNA of Effrenium voratum, 1389 nucleotides long. Lineage: Eukaryota; Dinophyceae; Suessiales; Symbiodiniaceae. The record is from the annotation of a GenBank genome assembly.
AUGGCGCAGUGCUUCCCCGGGCUUUGGUGCCUGGGCUUGGACGAGGGCGCUGGCUUGGUGAUCUCCAGGUGCCUGGAGGUCACCGGCUGGUCACCGGUCUUGGUCAUGCGCUCCGAACGCGGCGGCGCGCCGAGCGCCGUCGGCGCGGCGCUGCUGCAGCCCGACUUCCGUGGGGACCUUCAGGACGUGGAGCACCGGAUGCAGGAUCUUCACAGCAUCAACUGGCGACCUGAAGAGGUAACGCUGCCAGGAGCCGAGAUUUGGAAAGUGGGGUGGACGGCGCCGGCGUCCGCUUUGCCCUCAGCACUGGCGGAUGGGCCCAUCGAUACGGUGGAGACGAAUGCCACCUUCCGCCCGGCCGAAGGCCACCAUUUUCUCUGCUGGCAGCUGCCAGAGGAGGAGUCUCAGAUGUUGUGCUUCAGCAGCCACUGCCACCUCAGCAUCACUUUCGACUUGGAGGACCUGCCGCUGCUCUGCUGCCUCGCCUUAGUGCACCGCACCGACUUGGGAGGAAGCUCGGUAGAGAUCAAGAUCAACGAUUACCUCGUUGCAGGCGGCUACGACGUGUCGGAGCGCAAGGCGAGCUUCGGACGCUUCGUCGCCAGCUGCUUCCAGGUGCCGAUGGGCACGCUGCGCCUGGGGCGGAACUCCUUGUCCGUGGCCGGCAAGGCCGGGUAUUGCCUUCUUUCAGCGACUCUCUGUGACUUGGGCUGCGAGCUGCAGGCGGAGAGGAGGCGCUGCGACUCCUCCAUGUCCACGCCCCGCCGGGGCUACCUUCCUCGAGGUCCGGGCAGCGACGGGGACUCGGAGGAGGAGCACUCGGUGACGCUCAACAUCUAUGACCUGGGCAAGAGCAACACUGUACAAGGCCUCAACGGCCUGCUGCGCCCGGUGGGCAUCGGAGCCUUCCACUGCGCGGUCCAGGUCUUCGGUGUGGAAUGGAGCUACGGGGGCAAAAACGAGAUGUUGGAUCCCAAGGCCACCGGCGUGUGGGGCUGCAUGCCCCGCAUGGCGGACCACACCUUCCGUGAGGCCGUGCGCAUGGGCAGCAUCAGCCUGUCGGAGGAUGAGACCAUCGAGCUCAUCUACAGCUUGAUGCAGGAGUGGCCCGUGUCGGACUACGAUCUCCUGAACAAGAACUGUUGCCACUUCUGCGAGGAGCUCUCCUUAGUGCUGGGCCUGGGGCCGCUACCCAGCCGCGUGAAGAAGCUGGCGGGCCUGGGCGCCACUUUGAACGAAUCCGCCAGCCUGGCGGCCGACCAGGUGCUCCAGGUGGCGUCGAAAGUGAAGUCGGACAUCGUAGGGGUGGGCGCGGUUUUUUCCACCGGCCUCGCGGCGGCUGUCAGCGUGCUGGACGCUUCCAAGUUCCAACGCGAGGAAAAAGCUUAG